GCGCGCGCAAACCCACGGACACGCGGACACACAGAGCUCACCUGCAGACAGGUGAGCGGCAGUAGGCAGGCUGGAGCCGCAGUAUGCUGAGGGAGAGCCCUCACCUGGGAAGAUGUACGUCAGUUACCUGCAGCUGGACAAGGAGCCCACAAUGUACCCGCACCAGAACCCGGUGAGUCGCCACCCGGGCCUCAGCCUCAGCCCACAGAACUUCCCGGUACCGGGUCCGCCGCAGUACUCUGACUUCGCCGGGUACCACCACCACCAUCACCACGGCCUGAGCAACGAGCCACAGCAGGCCGGCACGGGGGCCGGCGGCUGGAGCCCGGCCUACCCGCCCCAUCCUCCCCCGGCCCGGGAUGACUGGUCUUCCCAUCACUACGCUGCCGCCGCCGCGGUGGGAGGACCCCCCACGGGUUCCGGCGUGAGCGCCCCCACGCUGGGGUUCAGCUCCCCGGAGUUCCCCGGACAGCCGCCCGCGCUGCUGCCCGCCGCCCUGAACCCGUCUGCGGGACAGCUGUCCCCCGGAUCCCCGAGGAGGAGGAACCCGUACGACUGGAUCCGAACCUCCGCGCCGCCCAGCAACCCAAAUGGGAAGACACGGACUAAAGACAAAUACCGGGUGGUGUACACCGAUCACCAGCGGCUGGAGCUGGAGAAGGAGUUCCACUACAGCAAGUACAUCACCAUCCGGAGGAAGGCGGAGCUGGCCACGGCGCUCAGUCUGUCAGAGAGACAGGUGAAGAUCUGGUUCCAGAACCGACGAGCGAAGGAGCGAAAGAUCAACAAGAAGAAGCUUCAGCAGCCGGCCUCUUCGACUACCACACCCACACCUCCCACCGGCAGCACUGGCAGUGGAGGAGGAGGAGGAGGCGGACUCCACGGGAGCAGCAGCAGCAGCAGUGUUGCCAUGGUGUCGAGCAGCAGCGGCAGCAAUGGGCUGGUUUCUCCAUCUUCUCUGACUCUAAACAUAAAGGAGGAGUACUGAGGGCCGAGGUGGAGAUGUUUCACUCGACGCUGAUGGGGGGGCUGGGACUAACGAGUCUCCUCAACAGACUGAGACACUUCAGCUCCUGAAUCUCUGCCUCUUCAGAUGUUCUGAAGCUGAAACUCAAGAAAGAAGGUUUGAAAAUGUCCUUCCAGCGGCUCCAGGCUGUCUCUGCAGAUUCCUCCUUUCUGUGAAGUCAUCCUGAGAGAAGUUCAGCUGGAAGAACCCUGAAAAACAUGCUGAUUGAUCCUGAGCCCAGUUCCUCUGCUGGGUCUAUCACCUUUAACCAAAUGUUCCUGAUAUUUGGACCAAACAGCUCCUUGCUCGUUCAUGGUUAAAAGGUUGGGGAGCUUCAUGACAGACUGCUCAGUUUCUCUCUGGUUUCAUUGGCUGAGACAAAGGUUCAGCUUGUUCUCUGUGGUUCUGUUCAUUCUGUUCCACCAGGCGACCCCAUACAGAUGUUCUACAGAACAGGAAACCUUCAACAAUUCAAAGACGGUUGUCACCUGGACCUGUUGAUUCAUCGUUACGUUUUUUUUAGCUACAGAUACUUUAAAUGUUGAUGGUAAAACUUCUGAUCCAAAUUAGAUGUUCAGGAUAAAUGGUUCUGUAAACUACGAUCCGACCCAUUUUCUCAUCUUCUGACUAAAAAACUCUAAAGAGUUUUUUCUUCUACAUUAGACAAGAAAUAAUAAAAGAAAACCUUAAAAAUGUAUUAAAAUUAAAAAUGUAACUUUUUACCGGAAUGUUUUACUAAAGCAGAUUUUUCCAUCCAUCCAUCUUCCUUACCCGGUUCUUCCAUCCUGGGUCAUGGGGGAGCUGGUGCUUCCACCAGUCUACGGGCGAAAGGCGGGGUCCACCCUGGACAGGUCUCCAGUCCAUCGCAGGGCAACACAGGGACACACAGGACAAACAACCAGGCACACAUAAGGGCAAUUUAGAGAGAACAAUUAACCUAACAAUGUGGGCCGGAGUACCUGGAGAGAACCCACGCAUGCACGGGGAGAACAUGCAAACUCCAUGCAGAAAGACCCCCGGAGUAGAAUCCAGUAGCGCACGCAGUCCUACCACCUGCGCUACUAUGCAACCCUAAAACAGAUUUUUAUUUUAUCUUUUUUUUUGCAGCACUAGAGGACAGGAAAGGGUGGAGAGACAGGAAGACAUGCGGCAAAUAUCGCUGGGGCCAGGACCGGAACCCAGGACCGGAACCCGGGACUGGAACCCGGGACUGGAAACCGGGACUGGAACCCGGGACUGGAACCCGGGACUACUGCGUCAAGGACUGAAGCCUCUUGUGUAUGGGUCACGAGUUUAACUCUUACACCAUCAGCGCUGCGAACCAUUUUAUCAGUUUUUGUAACAAACAUAAUUUAUACAUAAAUGAACACUUAUUAAUUUGGAGUCAUGUAAUCGUAACCAGGGAUUCUCAGACCUUUCAGUUUGUGUCCCCCCACUUUGGGAACCCCUGUCAUAACCCAAAGAUUUUUUUCUCCAUUCAUUUUGAAUUUGAAAAAUUUUUCUAAAGAUUUUUGAAGAAAUCUUAGUCAACAUGUUUACUCAGUUCAGCAGGUUCUUAAGGAACGUUCGAACACCAUUAAGCUGUCUCUGUUUAAAAGUUUUAGAUGUUUGUACCAGAACAUAUGGAGAACAUUGUUGGUCCAACUGAAGGACAGCUUUCAGGCUGAGUCCAUCUUUAGAUUAAUACCUUGCUUCUGUUGGACCUUAAAAAGUCUAAUAUUAUCAUGUGACUUUAAACAGCCUUAAAAACAUCCAGAUUAUCCAUCCUGGGUCUUUAAUCACAUUAAAGUCAGACGCUUAUUUAUUUAUUUUCUUCUUUCAUCAAGUUUAUUUAGAGAAUUUAAAUAAAUAACGGGCUAGAAAUAGAUUUGUAUAAGGAAUUUUGAACUUCACCAGUAAAAUAUUUAUUUGCUCAGAAUCCUUAAUGUUUUAAGGAAAGUUGAUGCGUUAAAAUUAUGACAUCACACAUCUUAAGAAACAACUGAUGGCCUUUUUCAAAGAUAUGAAGUAAUUUAUUUAUUUAUAAAGAAGCUUCCACAGAUAAAAAAUCACAAAAAGAAGAAAGAUUUAAUUAAAACAUGCAAAGAGCUAAACAGAAAUAUGAGAUGAUUUAAAAGGACUUUCAGGAAAAGCAUAUUUGAAUAAGAAAAUUUGCUUCUUCUUAAGUGAGUCCAGACUCUAAGACAAGGUAGAAAACUAAGAAAGGUUGUUCCACAGAUAAGGUCCAACAGUCUGGAAAGAUUCAUCUGGUCCAGUCAGUUUUAUCGCUGGUCCUUGAGACUACCCGUAGAUGUUGGUCUGAGGACCUAAGGCUCCAGAUGAAGGAUGUGGCUGGAAUUAUUCAGGAAUAUAUGAAGGAACUGGACCUUACUGGACCUGAUUGUUAGAGUUAGGAUUUUAACAUGAAUUCUACAUGAACAGAUAAUCAGUAAUUAGUAAAUGGUAACAGGUAACCAGUAACUGCUAACCAGUAACCGGCAACCAGUAACAGGUACCUUGUAACCGGUAACCAGAAACCAGUAACCGGUAUCUCGUAACAGGUAACCAGUAACUGGUAACCAGUAACCGGUAACCAGUAACUAGUAACCAGAGCCGGUACAUAGUUACCGGUAACCAGUAACCGGUACAUAGUUACCGGUAACUAGUAACCAGUAACCUGUACAUAGUUACCGGUAACUAGUAAUCAGUAACCUGUACAUAGUUACCGGUAACUAGUAACCAGUAACCGGUACAUAGUAACUCGUAACCAGUAACUAGUAACCAGUAACCUGUACAUAGUUACCGGUAACUAGUAACCAGUAACCGGUACAUAGUAACUCGUAAACAGUAACUAGUAACCAGUAACCGGUACAUAGUAACUCGUAACCAGUAACUAGUAACUAGUAACCAGUAACCAGGGCAGAGACAUUCUAACAGGAGUGGUGGGAGCUCUUCUGAUGGUUCCAGUUCAGGUUCCUGUGGCAGAGAACUGGGGUCCAGAGAUGUUCUGUGUCAGCCAUCAUUAAUGAAACUAACUGUAUCCCUGAAGACCUAACAUCAUCUUUAGACGAUAUACGUCAGAAACACGGUUCUGAAAACCACAAAGCAGAGUCUCCACGCCGCCUGCUGUGUUGCUGUAGAUAGAGAAGCUCUGCAGGAGAUUGCUGAGCAGAACCAGACCAGCUCUCUAAACGCAGUAAUGAAACCUCUGGAUGAAACUCUUCCAACUUUAUCUUGAAGAUCGAACAUUUUGAACCUACAAUAUUUAUACCUGUUGAUUUUUCUGCCAACGUUUCCAUCGCAAUCCUGAGACCACAGCUGCUCGUUUCUAUCUCUGUUGCUUCCAUUUUUGUGGCUCUUUUAUCUAGCUGCUGGUCCUUCUGUGCGGUUGUUGGUUCUUUAAACCGUAUCCAGAACUGGACUAAAAGUUCUGCUUGCCAGUCCAGGCAGACUGGGACGCUCUCUACAAACAUUUCUUUAUUUUCCCAGCCUGGGUUCCUGGCAUCAGUAUUCUGAGCCUGAAGGUCAUGUAGGUCAACACUUUGAAGGUUUCAGCUUUUAAAACUUGCUUCCUUCUGUUGGAAGCGUUUGCUCCUCGGCUCAGACUGAGCUUCGGACCUCUGCUCAGAAUAUUGACGGUUCUGUAUGUCUUACAACAUCUAUCCUGGAAGACAAAUGAACUUCUUCACAAAUAUUCCUUUUGUCUCUUUUAUGAGUGAACAGAUGUUUUCUCCCUGUCAGUUCUGGGAUGGUUGGGUUAACCUCUUUUAAACAGAACCAGCUGAGACAUGUCGUACUUCUCCUCUUCUGGAUCAGAGGGGACCGUCACAGCUCAUCAAAGUUUUACUGAACAGCAACAUUUUAACAAUUUUAGAUUUCCCAGAGAAAUUCUUCUCUAGCUUUGAACCCAAACUGAGCUGGUGCUGAUCCAGAUCUGUAGGAACAGGGUUACUUCAGGUGGUGGAAAUGUUGUAAAAUACUCAUUUUAUUCCAAGUUAAUUUCACAGAAAAUGACACUGAUGGUUUUGUCUUAAUGUCCUGUAAAUGUUUGUGAUUUUAAGAGAUUUCAUCAUGUUUAUAUUUUAACUGUAAUUUUUAUUAAAAACAAAAAGCUUUACUGUAAAA
Molecule: messenger RNA, 5110 nt
Organism: Girardinichthys multiradiatus
Lineage: Eukaryota; Metazoa; Chordata; Actinopteri; Cyprinodontiformes; Goodeidae
Gene: cdx1b
Product: caudal type homeobox 1 b
Exons: 3
Coding region: 113-988 (291 amino acids)
Biological process (GO): cell differentiation; animal organ morphogenesis; embryo development
Cellular component (GO): nucleus
Molecular function (GO): DNA-binding transcription factor activity, RNA polymerase II-specific; RNA polymerase II transcription regulatory region sequence-specific DNA binding
Source: RefSeq, a predicted model, not a curated record